UAAACAGGGAUGGAUGAGGGUUGCGGUAUAUCAUAAGCUACAUCGCGGCGGAGUACCAUGGUGCUUGUAGGUCUGUGUGUCCUGGCGCUUCUGGCCCAUGGGGUUACGCCCCAGGCUCUCAAUCCCGAGGAAUUCUGUAGAGACGCCCCUCCCGUGCACAGAGGGAAACAUUUCGAGAUUGCUGUUAACCAAACUGACUAUUAUUACAACCGCGGAGUGGAAGUCACGGUUCGGCCACGCAACGGAGGGAUGUUCUCUCAAAUCUCCGACAUGUUUCUUCACGUGCCAGGAACAGACAAUCAUCCGGGCAACUACGGCACGAACUCGGUUGGCAGGUGGUUCGCCAUGCCUCCUGCUGCGCCUGCGUACUGCAACUGGUGGGUGGCUUCCGGUGUGAAGAGCACGAAUGGCCGAGAUCUCAAGGACAAUAUCACCGUGACUUGGAUAGCACCUCAACCUUCGAGCUACACCUAUCACAAUCAAUACUACGCCAACCCUUUGGAUAUAGAGAGACAAAGGCCUUAUAUAUACUUUGUGGUCUACGUAACGCCCGACCCCCCUGUCGACACCUUCGCCCCCGGUGCCGCCAGUCAGAGACGGUGGUUCUACGCGGCUUCUGUCCGGGUGGACAACAUGGAGAUAAAACAGCAACAAAGAACGCGUGCCGCCUAUAUGCAAAGCCUUCAACAAUGGAGCAGUUUCAUGGAAUCCUUUAACUAGGUCAGGCAUCGCCAUCCUGGCUAAAAUGGUUCAGUGGCACAACAGAGUUUAACGAUUGUUUAUGAUUGCACAUGGCCUGAAUUCACAAGACUUUUCAGAUUACUGUUUCCCACAAUUCUCCGAACUGCUUCCGGUAAACACGUCAUCAUUUUACCAAACGUUGUGAACUUAACCUACAGAAUGGGACCAGGAUUUCGUUACCAGGGAUGUAUCAUUGGACCAGACUCGUCUAUCAAGGCACAGCGGUGUAUAAACAUUAUAGUUGAAGUGUUGGAUUCAGCACGGACCAUCUUCUUCUACCAAGCGCAAAACUGGAACCUGCCAUGAAAAAGAUUAUUAUUAUUUCCUGAAAGUAAUUACACACAAAAAGACGUUUUGUCCAUUCGUCGAAGGUUGAUUAUUUUUUCUCACUUAAUCAUAAAAUUUUCAUAUAUGCUACAAUAUAUAAAUCUUACAAACUGUGAAAUAUAUAAAACGUAUGUAUAUUUUCGAAAAAACGAACCGGUUAUGUAGACCCUAUCCGAAGUUGUCCUCCCCCUUUUUCAUGCUCAUAUUAUUUCCCAUCUUUCCAUCUUCCUCACGUUUAAGUCCGCUCUCAGCAGUAUGUUGGUCGAGUCACGGCUUGACAGCUUAAUGUGAGAGGAAAGUCCAAAAUACUACAUGUAUUUGACAUUUUCCACUUUGGUGAAACCCACGAGCACGGGUACUAGGAUUGAGUGAUUUAGCGGGUUGGGUUUAACGCCGCACUAAACGUUAUUUCAGUUAAAUCACGGCGUGUCGGCUUAAUGUGGGAAGAAAACUGUAAAUACUGCAGGUCUUAGACGUCUACCACUUUGGUGAAACCCACGGGCAUUGAUGUGGUGUUGACAACCGAAGAACCAUUAUCAGAACGAAUCUGGGAAUCGAACCCACCAUCAUUCCAUUUGGUCGAUGAAAACUCGCAAAGUAUCUGAUAAAACAAAAGCAAACAAAUUAUUCCGUCAUUUUACAACCCAACAAUACCCCCGGGUACCCAUACAACAGCUGGGGAGGCAAGGAACGGUGGAGAGACAUGUCCUAAAGUACAGAACGUUUAUAUGCUUGCCAUGGUGACGGUGAAUGUUAUUGGCAAGGUUGUGGUUGAUGUUGUUGCCAAAGUGAAAGUUUGUAUUAUUAAACGCAUUUCCAAAACACUUCUCGGAGUCUUCUUUGCAGUGGCAGCUUGUAACUAAGGUAACACGACUCGACUAUAAACCAUCCUCGAUCACACAUCGCCAUUCCUGAACCUAUUCGUUAUCACUGCUUCCAUUUUAGCCCGAUUCGAAAGUCGCAACGCUAAAACAAACAUCCGACCAAAUUUCCUCGACGAGCCGGAAGAAUCCUGUGCUGAAUUAAAAUAUGAGAGAUGGGUUGGUGACGUCACUUGUGAAACGCAGCUGUGGUUACAC
Haliotis rufescens (red abalone) is the source of this 2147-nucleotide messenger RNA. RefSeq lists its product as uncharacterized. The transcript has 4 exons. Bases 58 to 720 code for a protein of 220 amino acids. Lineage: Eukaryota; Metazoa; Mollusca; Gastropoda; Lepetellida; Haliotidae. The record is from RefSeq and is a predicted model, not a curated record.